GUGCAACAAUGUGAUGAAUUUAUUUUCUGUUUCUUGUCGAAUUCGUUCUGAAUUCAGGAUUGUUUUUAUAUACGUAUUUCAAAGUUUGCAGUAAGCAAGAUAAUGCCAAACGAUACAAGGACAAAAGCUCUUUUAACAGAUAUAGAAAGGCGCAUUCUAUAUGGAAAUGAAGAUGCAGAGUUGAGAAAGUCCUUUGAUUUGCUCUAUAAAGCAACUCAAAAUGGAUGCUGUCCGGACUCCUUUCAUUCAUUAUGUGAUGGAAAAGGCCCAACAGUUACUAUCUUAUAUGGUAAAGGGAAUGUGGCUUUUGGGGGAUAUACCAGUCUAUCAUGGAACUCAGGAAAAGAGAAACGUUAUGAGUGACGACAAAGCAUUUCUGUUCUUUAAAGAAGACUAUGAUAAUGCCAUUUUGCAUACAUUUGAGACUGAAAAAGGGAAAUGUAACUGGGCUAUUACUUGUGAUGAAAGUUUUGGUCCUACGUUUGGGGGUGGGAGAAUUUCAGGCUAUGAUCUGCAAGCAUUCAAGCAAGGUAAAAUAGAUAGUACUGAUGGAUGUUUUCAUUUAAAUGGCUCGAUAAACUUCAACACUCACUACCGCAAUACAAAGGUGGAUGCAAAUCUUAUUAACAGUCAACAUAAAGUCACAGACAUUGAAGUUUACCAAGUGAAAAAUGAGUAUGAUAAAGAAUGGAGACAUAAACCAACGGAGGACGAACAUGAAGAAAUUAAAAAAAGAAUAAAAGAAAACAAUCCAAAUACUUAUUAUGACAUAGCAAGAUACAAUGUACUGUUGCUAGGUCAAAUUGGUUCCGGUAAAAGUAGCUUUUAUAAUACACUAGUAACUGUGUUCUCCGGUCGUUUAGAAAAUAGGGCAGCUGCAGGUGCCGAUGAAACAAGCGUGACAAAUAUGCUUCAUGACUAUGAAAUAAAUUCAGAGGUACAUGUUCGCAUUUUGGAUAUAAGAGGAUACGAGGAGCAAAGAGGAUAUGACGAGGAGAUCGACCAUCUGCUUAACGGAGAAGUUGAAAAUGGAUACAAGUUCCCAGAAGUUUCCGAACCGAUUCCUAAGGAAAAAUUGAAAAAAGAAACAACCUUAGCUGAUGAGAUACAUGUUGCAUGCUUUGUUGAGGAUGCCACUGUCAUAGAUGUUAUUUCUCCUAAACUAAGAGAGGAAUUCAAAGACCUGAGGAAAAGGGCACGACAAAGAGAUUUGCCUAUCAUGGUUAUUGCAACCAAGUUUGACAACCUUUGUCCAAAGAUACAGGAAACUCCUGCAUUGGUGUACCGUAGUCCAAAAGCAGAAACAUCAACAAUAAAAGUAGCAGAUAUGACUGGAGUGUCUCAAAAUCUUGUCUUCCCAAUUAUAAAUUACACAGAUGAUAUUGAGAUAUGUGCAGCAAAGGACACUCUUGCACUUCAGGCUUUAGAUAAGAUAGUUUCAUUGGCUGAAAACUAUGUAAAGGAACAAAUUGCUUUAAAGAAAAAAAUUGAUAUACUCUGCGAAGGCACCGAUCGUUUAUUUAUUAAGAGAACGGAAGCUGAAACCCAAAAAUUAAGAAGAGACAUAUUGAAAAGAAUCCAGAAUGUAAAAGGAUCUACAAUGCGCAUUUUGUGUGUUGGUGGUAUCAAAGCUGGAAAGUCUAGUUUCGUCGACUCUGUUCUUUCAACUGCGUCAGGAAUAAUUUCCAACCGUGCAACUGGUGGGUCGACCCAAGCUGAAGGAAAUGAUGCUCGAACAGUGAGUCCGUUAACAAAAAGGUUUAAACCUUUCCCGAUCAAGUACAAGUCAGCUGAAGGGGAUGUUCAAACUUCUGUUGAAAUAUGUGACAUGCCAGGUAUCCAAAGUAGAGGCGGAAUAACCUUGAGAGACAUCAAAUUCGUACUGCGAGGUCAUGUCCCUGCAGGAUAUAAGAUUGUUAAUCAUAUAGACACAGGAUCAAAAGGAUUUAUAAAGAAGCCCGAAAAAAGUAAAAUAAUUCACUGUGUCUGUUUUAUAUUUGAUGUGACAAACCAAGAAAAUGAAAGUCUUAAUAAUGAUAAGGUUUUCAGAGAUCUUAAGAAGUAUUUAAAUGAACACGGAAUACCUUAUAUGGUUGUGCUGACGAAAAUUGACGAAUUAUUGAGAACAACAAGUGAAAAAGCAGAACAUGUAACAAAGAUGAAAACCGCCAUAGAUUCAAUUUUGAAAAAAAUCGAAUGUAGACGAAAUCUCCUUUUCCAUGUGAAAAAUUACAUACAUGAAGAACGUGUGAACCAUGAUGUAGAUUCACUUAUAUUAGAUGCAUUGGCAUACAUGCUGAAACAGGGUGAGGAAGGUAUAAAUGGAGCUACAGACUUUGACAGUAGCGAAGAGAGCGAAGAGGACGUGUCUGCGGAAGAAUUUAUUGAUUGCCAGGAACCACGAAACUAAAUAUGUCAUGCAACCCAGAUUUAUAAGUAACUGAAGUUAAAGAAAUGUUGUAAUCAAAUACUGAACUACAUAUACGUAUAUUUAGAAAAUUAGCAUGUGUUUAUACAAAUAAUCAGGAUUGAUUGUUUUAUAGCAGAAAGUAGGAAAUCAAUUACUGUUUUAAUGAAUUCAGAAUCAUAUUUCUUUCACAAACAAUUUAAAAAUAAAUCUACAUGAUUGUUUUUCUGCAAAAUAAUGAUUUACAUUAGUUUACUCUUUAAAGUUGUCGAUUGUUUUUACUAUACCAGUGUAAAACUGUAUUUAUAUCCAUCGUUAGACAAUAUAUCAUGAAUCACCAUAAGACAAUUUAUUAAAUAUAAAUAAUUAAUUUGUAUUUAAUUACUAUUUAUUCAUAUCAGCUUUUGGUUCUUAAAAUUUAUGCUCUUAUGUGUAAAUACAUAAUUAAAAAUUUACC
Ruditapes philippinarum (Manila clam) is the source of this 2864-nucleotide messenger RNA. RefSeq lists its product as uncharacterized. Bases 221 to 2410 code for a protein of 729 amino acids. The record is from RefSeq and is a predicted model, not a curated record. Gene Ontology annotation, cellular component: cytoplasm. Lineage: Eukaryota; Metazoa; Mollusca; Bivalvia; Venerida; Veneridae. Gene Ontology annotation, biological process: tRNA wobble uridine modification; tRNA methylation. The transcript has 13 exons.